Theobroma cacao (cacao) is the source of this 2022-nucleotide messenger RNA. Its product is annotated as Homeodomain-like superfamily protein. The record is from RefSeq and is a predicted model, not a curated record. Gene Ontology annotation, molecular function: DNA-binding transcription factor activity, RNA polymerase II-specific; DNA binding. Gene Ontology annotation, biological process: regulation of DNA-templated transcription. NCBI's taxonomy places the organism in Eukaryota, Viridiplantae, Streptophyta, Magnoliopsida, Malvales, Malvaceae.
AUUUAAUUAAAAUGUAAACAAUAAAAAACACCAAAAAAAAAAAAAAGAAGGAAAACCCAUAGAAUUGUAAAGGCUUCUGCAACUCAAAACCCAGAUUUGCAUUGCAAAAAUGGAGGUUCCCUUUACGAGGUCAAAUCAAAGCACAAAGCUUUGAAGAAAAAUAAAGGCUACCCAGAAAAAAAAUAUCAAAAUAUCACAAACUAUGGAAGAUUCAGCUGAAGUGCAGACUGAAGAGAAUAAAGUUUCUCUGGAUGUGAAUAAGAAAAGAACAGUCAAGACACCAGCCCAGGUUAUGGCUCUGGAGAACUUCUACAAAGAGCACAGAUUUCCCUCAGAUGAAAUGAAAGCACAACUAGCAGCUCAGAUAAGGUUGACAGAAAAGCAGAUAUCUAGUUGGUUUUGUCACAGAAGGUUAAAAGACAAAAGGAGAGAUGAAUCCUAUGCUAAUGGGCGACAGGACCACUCUAGUGGUGUAAUUCAAGAUCGUGGUAGUGGGCUCAGACAAGAUUCUUGUGGCAGUAUUAAGCAGGGGGAUUAUAGGAAUGUUGAUCCGAGGGAGGUUGAAAGUCGAAGGAUUUAUGGCCAUGACUUUCCAGUUGCUGACCUGACAUAUGAGCGUAGGAGUCAUCAAAAUCCCUAUAAUGCUCAUAUGGAGGAUACGUCUUCUGAAAGUAGCUUGUCUUUACAUGAUCAGCGUUUCUCUGAAAGUAGGGAUCCUUAUGACAUGCAAAUAUCUGCUAACCUUACACAAAAUGGAGCAAUUACGCAGAUAAAACCAAGGAUUGUUAAAAGCAUGGGUUAUAAGCCAUCAGGAUAUUUGAAGGUUAAGGGUGAAAUGGAAAAUCCUGCUGUUACUGCUGUCAAGAGGCAGCUGGGGAGUCAUUAUCAAGAAGAUGGUCCGCUACUUGGUAUUGAAUUUGAUCCACUUCCUCCUGGUGCAUUUGAGUUCCGUAGUAGCAAUCUGGUCAAUGAGCCAAUCUAUGUUGGAGAUCCCCGACAGGAGCAUUCUCCAGAUAUCUCUGGAGUUAUAAAGCAGCCGAAUCUUAAUAUUAUAAAUGAAGUACAUAAUCCCAAGAUGAGUUCUCAGGCUUCUUAUAUGGAGGAUGCAAACCUUAACACUGAGCAUGGGUCUGACAGACAGGACAGGAAAUCUCAUCAUCAAUUAAAAUAUAAGUCUUCUUUUCUUUGUUCCAACCCUUUCCCUGGCCAGAACUCUUCUAUAAAUGUCUACGAAAGUUCUGCUGGAAAAACUGCUGUCAGUGAUUGCAAACGGAGUAGGAUGAGCUUUAAGCCUGCUGUUGAAAGGAUGGGAUCAGAUUCUUUUUCUAACCAGCCUGGCCCAUAUGGCUCGAAAAUUGCUAAUGAACAAGAAAAGCCUUGGUUGCAUGAUGAUGAUAAUCAUACCUAUAAGGCCCCAAAGAAUGAAAACCUGUCUAAAACUUCAGAUUUGAUCCAUGGGUGCAGUGAGUCCCUGGGUACUGAGAGAGGCCCAUCUGCAAGGAUGGGAAAGUUGGAGAAACUUGGUGGAGAGUGGAAGCCAAAAAGGGAGUAUCCUGUCAGAGAAAAUAUUGAUCCGACGAAUGAAUUGAAAGUUGCAAAACGAGUCAAAGUCGAAUUUCCUCAACAAAAUUUUGUGGCAAAUGCAUCACAUUCCAGAUCGCUUCUUUUGACAAAUCCAACUAAAGGGUCUUCCAUGGAUGUACCAUCUAGCUUCAGUGAGGAUGAAACCGCAGAAACUAGUUCUUCCUUGGAUUGAUGACCCUAUGGUUUACGGCUUCUAGAGAGGCUUAAGGGGUUCUCUCUGACUCCUUGAGAUCGUAUAACAUUGUAAUAGCUUUUGUACAGCUGGGAAAUGUUUGUCUUCAUCUUGCUAACUGAAAGCACUGCUAGGAACAUUGGGCUCGGAGAGCAUUUUGUUCAUUGUAUUUUGUCCUCAAAAUAGUGCUCGGCUGUUAAUAUAUGUACAAAAUCAUUUUGAUUAUUUAGUUAAUGAAAUGCUUUAUGAAGGUAAGUUGUGAUGAA